CCGCCAUGUUGACUGGCGGGAUCUCGCGAGAAACAAUAUGGAAGGUGCAAGCUCAUAAUUCUAAUUUUGGAUGAGCAUAAUUUCUAUUUUUGGAUAAUACAGAACGAUGGCAAGCGUAGAGGAAGACACGAGAACUUUGCCUGAACUAUUUGCAGAAGUUUUAAAAAUUUAUAAUUAUUUAGAUACUUGUGACGACCCUACCAUUUCAGAAAAAUAUCAGGAUGAAGUAUAUAAGGGUGUAAAGUCAUGUCAUCAAGCUAUUAAGAUGGUCAAUCAAUUAGAAUUAUUUAGUAACAAUGAAAGUAUAGAAGAAGUAGCAACUAAUGAAAUAAAGUAUAUGCUGUUAUCAGCAUUGCUAGGUUACCUAACUUUAAAAUCAAUUAAAGAAAGUCGAAUUAAUCUUCUACAUAGGUCAAAGGGUUUUUAUACAGAUUAUUUAAAACUAUGUAAAUCAUACGGUGUGGCCGGUGUACAGAUACCUGAUAUAGAGGAGGAGGAGGAGGAGCGGGAGGAGGAUGGGGAUCAAAAUAAACAAAUAGUUACAGCUGGUGCAUCAAGGGGUCCAGAUUUACGAGCAAUGAGUUGUCAACGUCAAUCAAAAAUAGAGAGAUUUAAACAAAAACGUGAUAUUGAGACCAAAUUAAAAGAUCUGCGGGGUAAAGUCGAGCAAGAAGAUGUCGAUGAUGAAAUAAAGAGAGAAUAUUAUUUAACUAUGUUAAAUGAAUGGAGUUCCACAAGUAUAGAAGAAAUUGACAGUAUUAAUUUUGAAAUACCAGUUUUAGAACAUAGUAAUAAAAUGAAGGAACGGGAAGGUAAAGGUCCAAAACUACCACCAACUAAACCAAAAUCACAGCCGCUCCGUCCUUUUAUAUUAACCAAAGAUUUACUGCAGAAACAAGUUUUUGGGGCUGGAUAUCCUAGUAUAGCUACUAUGACUAUAGACGAGUUUUACCAGCAGAAAGUAGCAGAAGGGGAUUUUCACGCUCCAGGUUCUGAAUGCCAAGGAUACAGUAUGCAGAAUCUUGCUGCUGACCCAGAACAGGAUAAAAUAGCUCUAGAAAAUGAAACCGAAGAAAAGGAGAAUUUAAUUGAGCAAGAUGAUCCGGAUGAGUUAUUACGAGUUAGGAAUAUGGAUGAAUGGAAAGAUGAUCACAGAAGAGGUUGGGGAAACAGGAAGAAUAGAAGUUGAAAAUAAAUAGAUGAGAGAGAUGGAACAAAACAGGACACA
Patella vulgata (common limpet) is the source of this 1228-nucleotide messenger RNA. RefSeq names its product immunoglobulin-binding protein 1. Gene Ontology annotation, molecular function: protein phosphatase 2A binding. Gene Ontology annotation, biological process: regulation of dephosphorylation; regulation of signal transduction. The record is from RefSeq and is a predicted model, not a curated record. The coding region runs from base 107 to 1189 and encodes 360 amino acids. Gene Ontology annotation, cellular component: cytosol. The transcript has 10 exons. NCBI's taxonomy places the organism in Eukaryota, Metazoa, Mollusca, Gastropoda, Patellidae.